Molecule: messenger RNA, 1638 nt
Organism: Closterium sp. Yama58-4
Lineage: Eukaryota; Viridiplantae; Streptophyta; Zygnematophyceae; Desmidiales; Closteriaceae
Source: the annotation of a GenBank genome assembly
AUGACUCCGUACGUCAUCGCUUUGGGUGUGGUCGUGGCCCUGAUGACCUACUUCCACGUAUCAUCGCAUCCGUCCCCUGGAUCAUUCAGCUCCGUCGGCCCGUCGUACCUUCCGCCGAAUCUCGGCUGGGUCGCGUUUCUUUUUCCCAGCGCGAGCAAGGUCGACGCGACGAUCUGCCGCGCGGAGGCGAAUUACUGGGAGAACGUUGAGCGGCGGCGCAAGGAGUUUCGAGGCGUGCUCCAGCCGGUUCUGGCCAACCCCGUGCGAAUGAAGGAGCUGAUUCUCGUGCCCAUGUACACGUGCCCGCUCAACGAGCGCAUCGGGAAAUGGGGCGACGGGGGGAAGUGGGCGUGCAUGAUGCAGUCUGUCAUCCAGAAGAAAGACCCGGUCGUGUACAGCGUCGGCAGCUUCGGCAUGUAUUCAUUCGAGGAGGAGAUGCAUGAAGCGCUGCGCACCAUGCCCUACACAUUCGACCCCUUCCUUUCCCCUGAGAAGCUCAAGAUCAUGACCUCCCUCCCGUUCCUCCACUUCAUCGAAAUCGGCCUCUCCGGAUCCGCCUCCCUCCCCGCCUACCACUCAAAAUUCCCCGCAAAAAAAUUUGCGACGCUGCCCGAAUUGAUGGGGCAGUUCGGGCACAGCUAUGUGGAUGUAUUUAAGAUUGACUGCGAGGGGUGCGAGGUGGAGUUGAUUAAAGACCUUGGCAAGGAGUAUAGCAACACGGAUAAGAGGCUGGCGGUGCAUGGGGGAAAACUUCCUUUCGGGCAGAUCCUUAUCGAAUUCCACAACAUGGACAAGAGUGUGAAGACCCUCGCCAUGUUCUACACACUGGAGAACCUCGGGUAUCGCCUGUUCAGCAUUGAAUACAACCACCAAUGCGCCGUGUGCUGUGAGAUGAGCUUCAUUCACGAGAGCCUUGUGCGCCCAGGUAGCGCCACUGAUUGCCGCCCGUUCCUGGCACCCCCGCUAGAGAACAAGCUGGAAAUGGAGGGGAUGUCUGCUGGUGAUGGUGCCGCUGCUGCUGCUGCUGCUGCUGCGCUAGCUGCUGCUGCUGCAGCUGACUCUGGUGAUAUAGAAAUAACGGAUGGUGAGGUGGGUGGUGGUGCCGAUGGUGCUGCUAAUGCUAAUGGUGCUGAUGGUUCUGCUGUCGCUACUGCUGGUGGCAAGGAGGUUGAGCCUGCUGGUGGUUUGCCUGUGGAACCUGGGAAGUUGGUGGGUUUUGAUGAGCCAGCUGGUGGUAAGGAAGCUGACUCUACUGCUGGUUUGCCUGUGGAACCUGGGAAGUUGGUGGGUUUUGAUAAGCCAGCUGGUGGUAAGGAGGCCGGGCCUAGUGAUGGUUUGCCUGUGGAGCCGGGAAAGUUGGUGGGCUUUGAUAAGCCAGGGAAGCAGAAGAACGACAUAGGGGAUACAGAGCAGGAGGGGGAGGAGGAGGUCAGUGAGAAGGUGGGUGGAAACAAGAAGGUGAAGGUUCGAGCGGAGGGCAAGGAGGGGAGCAGCAAGAAGAGUAGCAAGGUGACCGGCAAGGGGAGUGUGAAGGGGAACGCGAAGGAAAGCACCAAGGCGGGGAAGAAAAUUAGCGAGAAGACCAGCAAAAUGAGUAAGAAGGAAAUCAAGGAGGCAGAGGACGAAGAGGAAGGUUGA